Tripterygium wilfordii is the source of this 1805-nucleotide messenger RNA. RefSeq names its product putative threonine aspartase. NCBI's taxonomy places the organism in Eukaryota, Viridiplantae, Streptophyta, Magnoliopsida, Celastrales, Celastraceae. Bases 230 to 1486 code for a protein of 418 amino acids. Gene Ontology annotation, molecular function: threonine-type endopeptidase activity. Gene Ontology annotation, biological process: protein maturation. The transcript has 11 exons. The record is from RefSeq and is a predicted model, not a curated record.
UUACAAAAAGACAUACAUAAGAACUCAAGCCUCAACCUUAAAUCCGUUUGAACAAGCCAAAGUUCUGGUUGAACCACAAGUUAAACCGGCUCAUCAAGCUUUUGCCAGUUGCCACAGACCGUCAGAUCCUGCGAGUCUGCGGCGCAGUCGUACGGUACCGAAAUUCUCAUCUUUCAGCCUUUUGUCACUGUGUACGCCUACUGGAAGAGACGCAAGAGUGUUGCAGUGAAUGGCUUGCGAGGCAGAAAUUGACAAGCCUAGGUUCUUCGUGGCGGUUCACGUAGGCGCUGGAUAUCACGCCCCGUCCAACGAGAAAUCCCUCAGGUCCGCCAUGAAACGCGCUUGCCUCGCUGCCGCUUCGAUACUCGGCAAGGGUUCUGGUGGUUGCGUAGACGCCGUUUCAGCUGCCAUUCAAGUCUUGGAGGAUGAUCCAAGUACAAAUGCGGGUCGUGGUUCCAAUUUGACGGAAGAUGGUUCUGUAGAAUGUGAUGCCAGUCUCAUGGAUGGUGCUUCUGGUGCAUUUGGAGCUGUCGGGGCAGUGCCAGGUGUCCGGAAUCCCAUCCAGAUUGCUGCUUUAUUGGCCAAAGAGCAAAUUAUGGGGUCUUCAUUACUUGGUCGAAUACCACCCAUGUUCUUGGUAGGUGAGGGAGCCAGAUUAUGGGCGAAGUCCAAGGGAAUUGCUUUGCCAGAAAAAAUAACUGAGGCCAAUAAGUGGCUAGUAACAGAGAAGGCCAGAACACAAUGGAAAAGGUACAAAGCAAUGCUUGCUGAUGCUGAAGCGAAGACAGCUAUAAUCAUGGGAGGUCUUCAUUCUAGUACACAAGAGUCCAGUUCAAUAUCAGAAAUUGGAUGUCAUCCUUAUAGCCCUUUAGAGGGGAGCAAGGGCAAUGAAGUGCCUGUGCCAAAUUCACUGGAAGAGGACAGCAUCAUGGACACCAUUGGAGUAAUUUGCAUUGAUACUGAAGGAUGCAUUGCCUCUGGGGCCUCAAGUGGUGGUAUAGCACUUAAGGCUGGCGGACGUGUUGGGUUAGCAGCUGCUUAUGGUUCAGGUUGCUGGGCUUCCUCAAAAGGGCCCUUUGGUGCUCCUUUUAUAGUUGGUUCUUGUGUUACGGGUGCAGGAGAGCACUUAAUGAAAGCAUUUACAGCUCGAGAAUGCUGUAUAUCAUCAUCACUUUCACAAGCUGGUCCUGCUUCAGCAUGCUUGAAAGUCUUGCGCACUUUUGUUCAAAAUAGCAGUCAAAAUUUAAGUGCUGGGAUUUUGCUCGUGGAAGCUGGUGCUCCUUUGACGGUUGCUGGAAAUUCACCGAAGCUGAAAGCAGUGGAGAUAGCAGCCGCAUACUCUUCCUUGUCUUUUGGAGUGGGAUAUUUUGGAAGCUCCAUGAAACGACCCAAGGUUUCGAUUCUCCGGAGCACUAAACAGCAGAGCAGAAGUGGGAUAGACCAUUUUGAAGCUCUAAUUGAUCUCUCUGCUGAAAAUUUGUUGUGACUUGUUACUGCUGAAACAAUGAUCCUUUGUCCAGUUGUUGGGGAAGAUAAUUGUUGUCCCCUUUGUGUCAUAAAACAUUGGUUGAUACUGUCAAAUUAACACCACCUAUUUUGGCCAUACAUAAGGCACAUCCAGCAUUUUAUGGUUACCCUAGUUGUUGGACAGUGAGAUCAGCCAAUUAGAGGAACACAUUGUCCAUUGAUUGUAAAAUUUGUGAAACUCCCUAAACUAGUAUCCCUUACCAGGUUUAAUAAUGUAAUGAACUCUCAAGUCAGGAAUGCAAACAUAUAUCAGAUUCCAAUGCUGAAGUGCUCCUUCA